CUCUUUUCCUACGCGGUUAGAUGAGAUUAUUCCAAGCGAUAGGGUCGCCAAUUGUUUUCGUCGCCCUUACUAUCGCCAUACUUCCCUCCGCAAAGAGUACGUAACAAUAUUACAAUAUUGUUCGUUAUGGAUGGUAGCGGAGGUCAGAAGGAUUCACGCGAGCGUUUGUAUUCUCGCGCGCCUUCACGGUCUAGUAGUGCCAGUACCGCGAACACCCAGAUGACAUCCAAAAGUGCAAACAGCACCUCUUCGUACCCACGAGAAACUUCCCAUACAGGUUCACAUCCGAUACAUAAAUAUCACCAUAGCCAUUGCAGCAGAAACUCGAUAGGUACUCGACCUUUGUCACGAUUAUCUAGGGAAUCUAGUAAUGAGCUACGAGAACCGACAGCAUCUGCCUCUACCUUUCUGCAAGAACGGUUACAGCGAGAGAGAAACGAAAGACAUGCGAGCAAACUAAGCGCCGACUUGAGCGCUUCUACCGGCGAUAUCCGGGAUAGGGAUGUGCAGAGCUCACCUAUUAAGAGGAGUGCCACCUCUGUAGGACGACGACAGUGGUCGGAUAAUAGCGAUGAAUUGGCCAAAGAUGCAGGGAUGGGAGCAAGGCAAAUGGAACAGACCCUGUCAACACUGCAUAAACAGAACUUUGAUCUCAAGCUGGAGCUAUAUCAUCGACGAGAGAAGCAGACAGCGUUAGAAGAGAGAGUUGAGAAACUCGAGUCUCAACACGGAGAAAUGAUAAACCUCCAUGAAGACAUCAUCCGCGAACUGGACAUGAAGGAUGAUGCCCUCGCCGAGGCUGUUGCGCUAAUAGUGGAACUAGAAACUCGAAUCGACGAGUUGGUUCGAGAAAGAGAGAUGGUUAGAAGAGUUGAGGCUGACGGCUCAUAUCGUCAUUCUUCAUCGGAUCAACCUAAUAUUGAAUCUGCCACGACUGUUACCGCCCCUAUAGUUAAUAUCCCCAAGGAAGCAAACCUCAGCGUACCGCGUUUGACCGCACAUGUGAAUAGCCUUGGGCGAGUACCUAGUUUCCUUUCCGAGCACAGCCAACAGACCGAGAAUCUGCGCAACGCGGUCUUAAGAGGACGAACUAGUGCAAUGCAUAUGCGCAAAAUUUCUGAGUCGACUGCUGAUCCUAGCGAGAUUAAUCGUAUCGCUAGUCCUAAUCUCAGCGUACUCAGCGAGAGUUCCUUUGUUAGCAUAUACGGCGCCAAGGAUGCAGGUGACAGGGCAGGUUUACAGCCUCCGGCAGAUGUGGUAGGAAUGGAUGGCAGCUAUUGUGACCGUUCUCCGACGCCAACGAUGAAGAUGAAUGACGAGAGUCGAGGCGGCCAAAGGAAUGCAAUUUCAAGUCAGAUACCUCCGGGCUCACCCGGUACACCAGGUGGAGGUGUUAGAUUAUCGACUCGUACGCGGCCUAUAAACAAUGUCAUCAGCCUGACUUCACCCUUACAGGAGAUUGAGCGACUUGACAAGCAAAUGAUGGCCAGCAACGAUAAUUCUAGGCAACCUGUAUCCAACCGCAGUCGAGGUACCGUAACUCCGACUCUUGCAAAGCCUUCUAUGAAUCCACCCCAGCCGGGCAGGACUAAACAGGAGAAGAGAGAGGCUUUAGAAAAGGUCCUCACUAAUUAUCCCACAUAUAGGGACUUCUCAAAUCCUCAAGCCUUUCCUCCCACUCCUGAUACCGUCUCAUCGUCAACGCUUCGAAACCAGCAGAAUUUUACUGGUUCUCAAGAUAGUCUUACAAAGCAAACAAGAGGUGUCCCGGGUAAUGGCAUCAUGUCUGUUUACGAUAGAAUUGGGGCUUUUGGUAGAGAACUUCCUUACCUGCCGUCCUCGAAUCAGUGUGGACCGACUACAGCACUCUCCGGCCACAGGCAAAUGCCAACGCCGAAUAUUAACACUAAUACGUUCUCUGACCUUACGCAGCUUGCACGAUCCCUUCCACCACGGCCUCAUUCGUCAGCCGAAACUACAAGUUCCCGUGCCAGGGCUGCUAGUUUAGGAUCGGACUCGGACUCAGACGGUGGCGCAGAUGCCCGUUCUGAAACCGAUGAUUUUGAUUACUGGAUGAGGGAGAGCAUGAAGCCGAACAUAUAUCAAGCAGGCUCGUCAGAACAGCGCGGAAGCGGCCGUUCUGCAUCUCCUGAUCUCUUCUCUUUCCCCGCCGACGCGAGAGGCUGGGAAACGGACGUUAUCUUUGGAGCUCUAAAAGGUAGUGGCUAUCUUGGUUCACCAGUGUCGGCGUUGAAACGUGAUCCUAUCGAUGAAAUGGCCAGCUCAUUGCAAACAUCGCAAACAGAAAUAUUCGAGCCUUCAGUGAUGGGGUCCGCACCGCCUACUCCUGAUCGACGAUCGAGUCUGCAUGCUCGCACCGGUAGCACUAGCGCAAUACCUUCAUCUGGCGGGAUGUUUAAGAGAAAUCCUGCUAUAGGUAUGGCCACGGCGUGGAUCGACGGGAGAGGUAGGAGUGGUAGUAUAGACUCUGUUACACCUGCGUCAUCCAUUAGAGCACAGUCUCGACAAGGAGCAACGACGCCGGGAAAGCGAAAUCAUUAUCCUCCAAUUUCUGGACAGACGUCUAAGGGACGGGGGUUAGGCUUUAAUUCGUUCUUUAGAAAAUCGGGCUCUGAUAACUUCAGCGCCCCGUCUACCGCAACCGAGGCAACUUUCCCUCUUCCAACUCCGGCUCAGUUAUCGGCAAUACCACCAGCGAUGAGGUCUGUAAAGCCUUCAGGAAGAAACAGCGUCCCCCCGCCACCGACCAUGCCCUGGCGUGCUCCAGGUAUCGUUGAAGACGAUCUUCAGAGCGCGACACCUCCCCCAAUCAUGCGUAGCCGCGGUAUGUCGCUCCUCUCAGGAACUAACGGUACGCCGCAACAGCAAGCCGCCGAGAUGUCGCGUCCAAAUACGCCAACUACGGUGGUUCAAGCGAACGCGAGCGGUAAGAGGAAAUGGUUAGGUCUCGGGAGAAUAGGAAAUUCAAAGACGAAGAUGGGCUGAGAAUGCCCUUCAUGUGGGAGUUGACACGCUAAUGAGACCUCGGGAUAGAUGCCAACACCAAUAGGUCAGUGCAAACUGGAGCAUUGGGUUGGAACAGAAUCGAAGUAAUAGAUACUAUGUUAGUAUACCGAGCCUACGGAAGCACGGGAUAUCGCUUCUCGCAUUCUCCGUACUGUAGCAUUCAUGUAAGAGUAUUAUGUAUGAUUCUCGAGUGUAAUGAAAUUUGUAGGGCGUUAUGGCAUAAACAAAAGAAAAGGAGGAGGAGGAGGAGGAGGAG
Molecule: messenger RNA, 3283 nt
Organism: Daldinia vernicosa
Lineage: Eukaryota; Fungi; Ascomycota; Sordariomycetes; Xylariales; Hypoxylaceae
Exons: 2
Coding region: 127-3006 (959 amino acids)
Source: RefSeq, a predicted model, not a curated record